ACUAGAAAAGAGAAGAAGGGGACACGAAGCAUUUUGGAUCAAAUCAUUGUUUGAAGGCAUCUGAAAAUACAAAACAGGCAGAAAUUAUGUAAUUUUUUAGUGCAACUGGCGUGCUCGUCACUAAAGUGUCCGUAUUAUUAUAUUUUUUUUAUAAAGUCUGCUUGACGGGAUCCAGAGAAUGCCUAUCAGAUGAUAGUCAUCUGAUAGAAACAGGAUGAAACUGAGCUGGGGUGAUGGUGUGUUGUGAUGUGUCCCUGAUGGAUCCCCUCCAGGACAGCGAGGUGUCAGAUGCAGACCCUGACAAGCCUGGGCCGGAGUCUUGUAUGGACCGGGUCAACGCUCCUGUCUACUGUGUCUGCCGCAGGCCGGACAUCAACUGCUUUAUGAUUGGGUGUGACAGCUGUAACGAGUGGUUCCAUGGCGACUGCAUCAACAUCUCAGAGAAGGCUGCCAAGGCCAUCCGGGUCUGGUACUGUGAGAAAUGUCGAGCUAAAGACGGCUCCCUGGAGAUCAAGUUCCGUCCUAAGAAGCUGAAGGAGGUGGACCAGGAGAAAAUGGAGAAGAUGGACAAACAGCAGCGUAGCGGGACUCCUGACAUGAAGAUGGACCGGCGACGAGGUUCAAAGGUGAAGCGGUCAGCCCGCAUGUGUGGUGAAUGUGAGCCGUGCAUGAGGACUGUGGACUGCGCCCAGUGUGACUUCUGCAAGGACAUGAAGAAGUUCGGAGGACCCAACAAGAUCCGCCAGAAGUGCCGGUUCAGGCAGUGUGACGUGCGAGCCAGAAAAAUGCUGCGAGUGAAGGAUGAGGAGUUUUCCUCAGCGAAAGGCAGAGGUCGUCUGCGCAGGGCGGAGAACCUGUCAGACGAGUACAGUGAGAGUGAGAUGGAGCUCUACCAGCACUACAAGGCUGCAGGAUACGAUGACAGCAACAUGCCAUGGGCCAGUGAUGAUGAGGAUGGUGCUUCAGACCCAGCAACGAGGAAGAGGGCUGUGAAGGUCAAACACGUGAAGAGGAGAGAGAAGAGGUCUGAGAAGAAGAAAGAGGAUAAUAAAGUGCGUCGCCACAAGCAAAAACAGAAGCACCGGGAGCGUGUGCGCCACAGCGAGCGCAGCACAGAGGUGAAGGAGGGGAGCGCCACCAGGCAGUGUCUGGGCCCUGGCUGUGUGGAGGCUGCACGCGCCAACUCUAAAUACUGCUCCGAGGACUGUGGCAUGAAGCUGGCUGCCAAUCGUAUCUAUGAGAUCCUGCCCCAGCGGAUCCAGCAGUGGCAGCAGAGCCCCUGCAUCGCCGAGGAGCAGGGCAAGAAGCUGUUGGAGCGCAUCCGCCGCGACCAGCAGUCGGCCCGCAUGCGCCUCACCGACAUGGAGAAGCGCUUCCAUGAGCUGGAGGGCAUCAUCGCCAAGGCCAAGCAGCAGGUCGUGCAGCAGGACGAGGAGGUGAAUGAAGGAGAAGGGGACGACACGGACCUACAGAUCUUCUGUGUGUCCUGCAGUCACCCCAUCAACCCCAAGGUGGCGCUGAGACAUAUGGAGAGGUGCUACGCCAAGUACGAGAGUCAGACGUCCUUUGGAUCCAUGUACCCCACUCGCAUCGAAGGAGCCACCAGACUGUUCUGUGAUGUUUACAACCCUCAGAGUAAGACCUACUGCAAGCGGCUGCAGGUGCUGUGUCCAGAGCACUCAAGGGAUCCAAAGGUGCCUGUGGACGAGGUGUGCGGGUGUCCCCUGGUGAGGGAUGUGUUUGAGCCUACUGGAGAGUACUGCAGGGUGGCUAAACGCAAAUGUAACAAACACUACUGCUGGGAGAAGCUGCGGCGAGCAGAGGUGGAUCUGGAGAGAGUCCGAGUGUGGUACAAGCUGGACGAGCUGUUUGAGCAGGAGAGGAAUGUACGGACAGCAAUGACCAAUCGGGCGGGCCUUCUGGCUCUUAUGUUGCACCAGACCAUUCAGCAUGACCCCAUCACCACCGACUUGCGCUCCGGCAAGGACCGGUAGAUGUUCAAUAGAGACAAGGAUGGACAGAUAUGGACAAAGUAAUAAUCUGUCUAUCAGAUGGAUGGACAGCAAGACACUAACACGGAAACACAGUCGGACAGAUGGGCAAAAGUCUGAGGUAGUUUAUAGAAAGAUGACUACAUGGAAGGAUACAAGAUUGCAUGAGUCUACUACUAUGUCAUGGACAUACCUGAUGAUGGUUUGAUUUCAAGGGGUCCAUUUGGCCUUGUGGGAUUUGGCAUAGGCCGAUCCAAGUUUAGAUUAUUUACACAUCAUGAUGUUGUUACAACUUUACUACAGUCCUUUGAGAUUGGGCAGCUUGAAAAUAUUGUAUGUGUAUUGUUUUUACUCACUUUAGAGAAGAGGGACUAGUUUUAAUGUAGAAUAUCACUCCCAUGAAAGUUUUUGACAGUAUCGUGUUUUCUUGGUAUAUGUAUUUUAUGGUACUUCUUGCCCACAAAUUACUGUAAAUUUGUUUGAGUUGUCAAACGCAUUACAUUUGCCAACAUUUUGUAAAAUAAAUAAAUCAACAAAGCAAA
Messenger RNA from Osmerus eperlanus (European smelt), 2533 nucleotides. It is a transcript of the gene cxxc1a, whose product is annotated as CXXC finger protein 1a. NCBI's taxonomy places the organism in Eukaryota, Metazoa, Chordata, Actinopteri, Osmeriformes, Osmeridae. Gene Ontology annotation, molecular function: DNA binding; zinc ion binding. The transcript is spliced from 14 exons. The coding region runs from base 234 to 1994 and encodes 586 amino acids. Gene Ontology annotation, cellular component: Set1C/COMPASS complex. The record is from RefSeq and is a predicted model, not a curated record.